AUGGCAACGUUGGCGGUGGACAUCUUCGAGAUGAUCUUCGAACAAGCUCCAGACGCUAAACUGAUGUUCACGUUUAUGAUGAGGGAUAACAGCGAUGAUGAGAAGAAAUCUAGCGAAUUCGCCUUUCAUGCACUUCGAUUCAUGCAGGUGAUAGAGACCACAAUGGAACAUUUGGAAGACCCGCUAACAUUGGACCCAUUACUUGCGAACCUUGGACAGAUACACGCUCGUCAUGAGGAACACCUCGGUUUCAGGUUCUUUUCUUUCAACAUUGAUAUUCCUUCGAUUUUCAUCCCUUUUUCUUUCCUCUCCACUUGUUGCCGAACUGAACAACUAGAGUUUAAAAAGAUCUGA
Messenger RNA from Ostertagia ostertagi, 354 nucleotides. NCBI's taxonomy places the organism in Eukaryota, Metazoa, Nematoda, Chromadorea, Rhabditida, Trichostrongylidae. The record is from the annotation of a GenBank genome assembly.